Molecule: messenger RNA, 5286 nt
Organism: Eimeria maxima
Lineage: Eukaryota; Apicomplexa; Conoidasida; Eucoccidiorida; Eimeriidae
Product: ImpB/MucB/SamB family domain-containing protein, putative
Exons: 10
Coding region: 1-5286 (1761 amino acids)
Biological process (GO): error-prone translesion synthesis; error-free translesion synthesis
Cellular component (GO): nucleus
Molecular function (GO): DNA-directed DNA polymerase activity; damaged DNA binding; deoxycytidyl transferase activity
Source: RefSeq, a predicted model, not a curated record
AUGUUUGGGGGCGGAAAUUGGAGCGGCUGGGGGGAUUACAUCCAGGCAAAGACUCACAAAGUCAACGAACAGCUGCAACGCUCCCUCGCCUCCGAGCGUGCGCGCGAAACCACCAGCAGCAGCAGUUCCAGCAGCAGCAGCAGUUCCAGCAGCAGCAGCAGUUCCAGCAGCAGCAGCAAUGACAGCAGGGAGGCUUCUUGGUGGAAUAAGUACAUAGAACGUCCUUCAUCUCUUUUUAAAUCUCUCACAUUUUACAUUGAUGGUCUGCAGCGCCUCGAAUGCGCUGAAUUGAUCUCUACCGGGUACUGCAACGGGGCGCCGAGUUUGGGGGGGCCCGAAGGGGCCCCCCUUGGGGACCCCGGUGGAGGCGUAUCGGGUGUCCUUCCUUCUAGAGGACCCCCUGAUGGAGCCUGUGGAGGACCCACUAUUGCUUCUGUUAGAGGUUCUGGUGUACGUGAGGCGGUGAUUGAGGCUGUACAGCUGAAGAGGGUUUUGGUGGCUCAUGGAGGACAGAUAUCGCUUACUAUGGGAAAGGGAGUGACACACAUUUUAGUUGAUAAUAUUGCACUAGGAAACCAAAAGUGGAAAAAGCUCAGAGAUAGAGGGGGCACUGCACGGAGUUAUGUAGUGGUGAGAUGUGGCUGGGUCUUCUCUUCAAUUGAAUCGGGGCGACUUCUCUCUCCUACUCUUUUUAGACCAAAAGGUCUGCAGCUCAACUGUCAGCCGCUGCUGCGGCGCUUGUUACCCCCAGGAGCAGGGGCGCUCACACAUUUCCAGCAGGGGGCCCCGAGUCCAGCAGCAGGCGGGCUUCCACACCCGCAACAGGGGGCCCCCAGUCCCACAACGGGGGCCCCGUCACCCUGGCAAGAGCCACGAAAUGCUCAAGAGAACGUCUCCACGCAUUCACGAAACAGAGAAAGGCAGAAAGCAGGAUCUCGAGAACCCAAUGCUGCAGCAGAUCCAAAUGCUGCUGCGGCACCCACUGCUGCUGCAGCAUCCGCUGCCGCUGCAGCGCCUGCUGCUUCUGCCGCUGCGAGAUUGUGUUCGCCUCCUGCUCAUGCUAUUCAGGAAAAUGGAAUUAUAUCUGAGUUUUGCUGCAGCAGCGAACAACUGCCGCAGCAGGUACAACAACAGCAUCAAGAGCACCAGCAACAGGAAAAAGAACAACAGGUUUCCUCAGACACGAGCAGCCAGUGCAAAGCUGCGGCGCCUCCGGUAGAAGCAACAGCAGCAAAAGCAGCAGUUGAUGCCUCUGCAGCAGAGAAUGGUCCUCCAGCAGCAGCAUAUGAGGGAGCCGCGGGGAAUAUUUUAGCUGCCAUUGCUGGAAGUAAAGAAGGACUCACACUAGAGUCUACUGCUUCUCUUGUGAGUAGCCGUUCGGUAGCAGCUGAAGACACAACCGCAGCAAUAACGAAACCAAAAGAAUUCGCCGUCAGUAUCACAUCGGCAGCAACAGCAUUUGAUGCCUCCCAGCAUGCAGGACACGUGCAAAGAGCACAGGCUGGAGGAGGGGCAACAGCAACAGCAUUGGGAAGAGGAAUAACAGCAGCAGGAGCACCAGGAACACCAGCAGGCAAGGGAGGAGCAGUGGCGGGGGCCACAGCAGGCCUUCCAGUAGCAGGAAGGAGGAGGGGCGUAGUGGACUGCCGACAGCCUGAUUUUGUGUCUUCUUUUUUCGAACAUUCUCGGCUCCACUUUAUUGGAGUUUGGCAAAGCCGCUGUGCUGCAAUGCUAACCCGUCUCCUCAGCAGCAGCAGUAGCAGCAGCAGCUGGCAGCAGGUUGCGCUUCCGUGGAAGGAUGCGUCUGUCACGAGCAAUUCACUGCUGCCCUUGUUGCUGCCGCUUAGCUUAACGCUGCCUAAUGAGAGUGACGUGGCUGCUGCUGCUGCUGCUGCUGCUGCUCAUUCUCCUUUGUUCGUGCAGCAUUCCAAUUCGGCGGAAGCAGAAGCACCAGCGGCAGCAGCAACACCACUUCCGGGAACGACAGCAGUCUCUGCAACAGCAGCAGGGCGCUGGAUUGUGCACGUUGACUUUGAUGCCUUCUUCGUCUCUGUGGCUCUCCUCAAACACCCGCACUUAAAAGACAAGCCGGUUGCAGUUUGCCACUCUCGGGGGGCCCAAUGUUCAACAGUCUCUCCUUCAGCAGGUACACCUGUAACAGCAAAAGCGGGCGGCACAGCAUCAUCCGCGGCAGCGCCUGCUGGAGGCGGCACUUCCGAGAUUGCUAGCUGCAACUACGUGGCGCGUGCCCGGGGUGUCUGCAAGGGGAUGUGGCUGCGCUCUGCCUUGCAUCUGUGUCCUGAGUUGUUGCUGCUGCCGUACGACUUCGCUGGAAUCGAAGCUGCUAGUGCAGGCCUCUUUAAAGCCGCCCUCUCUCUCUCACGCAGACUGGCGCCCAUCUCAUGUGAUGAGACGUUCAUCCAGAUUUGUUUCCCGCUGCUGCAACAGACACAGGAGGGCUUUUCUGCAGGGCCCUGCAGCUGCAGCGGCGGCAGCAGUAGCAGCAAUGGCAAUUUGUCCCAGACGAUCCACAGCCACAAUAUUAGCAACACCACCACCACCAGUAGCAGUGGAACUGGCAGAUGCACCAAUAAUAGCAGUAGCAUGAAGGCAGAUGAGGCAGCGGCAGUUGCCGAUGUGUGCGUGGCGUUGAGGGAGGCGAUAACACAAAUGACUGGCUGCACGGUUUCCGUGGGGGCUGGCAGCAACUGCCUUUUGGCCAAACUUGCAACUGCAGCAGCAAAGCCUUCAGCUGACGCUUCUGCGGCCACACCUCCAAAGAAGCACAAAACAGCAGCAGCAGCAGCAGCAACAGCGGUAGUGCAGCGGGAUGGAGUGUGUGUGGUGAGGGGUGGAGCAGCAAAUGCAGCAGCUUUUGUGGGGCCACUACGGCUGCGCGCGAUUCCCGGAGUGGGUCCUGCGGUGGCGUCUAAAGUUGCUGCUGCUGCGUCUGGAACAGCAGCACCCAAAACAUGCUGGGACGUUCAGAUAAAGGGCGAAGAGUCGCUCCAGUUGCUGCAGGCUGCCCUGGGACAAGCAGCCGCAGGCUCAGCAGCAGCUGCGGCUGCGCCUGCUGCAGCUGGAGCAACCAGCAACAUGCCACCCAAGGGCUCUCUGAGUAUAUCUGUUAAUUGGGGUAUUCGCCUUCAGCAGUAUUCCGAUCUCCUUUGUCUCCUCAAACAAAUCGCAGAAGAAGGAGAGAAGAGACUCAAAUCCAACCGUCUUUACACUGCCAAGAUCUCGGCAAAGGCAUGCACCCCCAUCCAGACCACCAAAUUUCUGGGGUGCGGCGUUUGUGACUCGGCGAGGGGCUCCCGUGUCGUUGGAAGCAGCAGAACCAACGGCAGCAGCAGCAGCAGCAAAAGUAGGAAUGCAGUGUUUGGGGUGCAGUCGUCGGGAGACUUGUACGAGGAGCUUCAGGCGCUGUGGAAAGAGAGUCUCAGCGGCGUAUGCCCACUGGAAGACUACCGCGGCAUCACGCUGGUGCUCCAGCAGCUGCGGACAGAGCAGCAGGAAGAGGCGCUGCGGCGGCAACAGGAGCAUCUUCAGCGCAGCCUGUUGGGAGUUGCUUUCAAAAAGAGCAGCACCAGCAGAGGCGCUAGCAACAGCAACAAAAGCUGCACCGACACUCUUGAGCCGUGCUGUGUAGUAGUAAAUCAAGUGGAGGAGGCCCAGGAUGGGUCGCCGUUAGAACGACCACAGCAGCACCAGCCGGUGGAGCAAGAGCAGCAGCAGGAGCAAGACAUGCAACAGGAGAUAGUCGGUCUAGGAACCCCACUCAAAGCAUCUUACUCACCCGUGGACUGCUGCUUUAUUACUACGAGCGACAACAGUGACAGCUCCAGCAGCGCCAAAGAGGCACGCACGCCAGUAAGGGUGGCACCAGGCCGAAUUAGGGGCAGCGCCACCGCUGCUGCUGCUGCCUCCGCUGCUGUGGAUAGUUUGCAUGACUGCCACCGGUUGCUGGGAACUUCAGAGCUGGAAACUCCGGAGAGACGUAUCCAAACUCGAGACGGAAGCUCGCCGGUGCUCACGGGGCAGCUACAGCAGCUGAGGAGUGUUCGUACCCCUGAGAGUCAGGCCUCAACUCCUCUCUUGAGAACCCCAUUGGUAGACAGAGUUCAACGCAUGCAGACAACGGAUAACGGAAACAGCAUUAAGGGUUCACACAGCAAUAAAAAGAGGAAACGUUCAGCAGCAGGAUUAACUGCUGGUGCUGCAGAUUGCGGAAAGUCCCCUAUGACGACUCAGCGGAGCCUGGAGGAGUUCUUGCCAGGAGGUGCCCGAUCCCCUCAGACCCUUCUGAAGGAGCCGCAGCAGCAGUGCAGCACCACCACUGCUGCAAGGGGUCGUCUGCUUUAUGCUGCUGCUCCAGUUACUGUUGCUGCUGCUGGUAGUUCUCUACCGAAUGUUAUAUCUUUACUGACGCAAAAUAUAGACAGUAGUAGCAGCGAGAUGUCAUCUCAGCUCCCUUCCCAGCUGCAGCAGCAGGAACGCGGGGACUGUUGCUGCGGCGCUGCUGGCAGUAACGGCUGUUGCUGCGAUCCGGAGAAGUGCAUCAAGCAGUGCUUGUUGCAUAUCUUUCCCCUCUGCGGUGCCCCACAUCGCCUACCGCUCUCUGUCCGCAUACCUGCUGCAGCUCAGCCUGUGAUGCAGCUUUUGUUACUUCACGCUGCUGCGACGGGAGCCAACGCAGCGAGCCUUGAGGGCAAGUCUGCCCACGUUGUCGCUGCAGUUUCUAGCCGGAUUGCUGCUGCUGCUGCAGAUAACGGCACUGUUUCCCCCCUUGCAUGCAUUCACCAAGCACAGCCGCCUGGUGCUGCUGCAACGGGUACCCCCAGCGUCUCUACUGUCAAUAAAGGCAUUUCUGAGAGGCGUCCUACAGAUCGUGACGCUUCUUCAUACAGCAUCGAGCACGUUGAUGCCCCAGCAGCAACAGGUUCUGCUGCCCCUCACGAGAUUCAUGCUGCAGCAGCCUCUGGCCAAGCACAAGUACCUUCGUCAAAACUCAGUGAUCCUGUAGAACAGCCCGAGGACCCCGUCGAGAAGCCGCCGUCAGAAGAAGCAGCAGCUGUUUCCGAGGCAGCAUAUUGGGAGUGUGUCGCUGCUGCUCUGGAAGGAUUUGGAGGGGUCUUGACAGCUGUCAUUGGGAAUCUGGUGGCUGUCGGUGCUCACGAGGAGCGGCAGCUCCUCGUCGCCUGCUUUGGCCUCUUCUCCUCCACCGUGCACAAGACGCCUUCUUAUGUUGUUGAAGACUCCACCCGGCUGGUGGUGCAGCUGCUGUAA